This is a messenger RNA of Ictalurus furcatus (blue catfish), 7494 nucleotides long. It is a transcript of the gene abcc9, whose product is annotated as ATP-binding cassette, sub-family C (CFTR/MRP), member 9. The coding region runs from base 324 to 5033 and encodes 1569 amino acids. The record is from RefSeq and is a predicted model, not a curated record. The transcript has 39 exons. Gene Ontology annotation, cellular component: membrane. NCBI's taxonomy places the organism in Eukaryota, Metazoa, Chordata, Actinopteri, Siluriformes, Ictaluridae. Gene Ontology annotation, biological process: potassium ion transport; transmembrane transport. Gene Ontology annotation, molecular function: ABC-type transporter activity; sulfonylurea receptor activity; ATP hydrolysis activity.
ACAUUACAGAACAUGGCACACCAUCUGCGCCGUUUGGAUUGAGAACCGUCACUGGGACGAGGUUUAAUCAGGAGGAUUUGGCAGUGGAGUUAGUUUGUUGGUUUGCUCCCAGUACACUUGCUCAGUAUGGAAACCCAAUAGGAGGGAGUUUUUCUGUGCGCUAUGGUCAGCUGAAGCACGGCGGCUAAAAAUAAUCAUCCUGCACUGUCCUGCGUGUGAUUGCAAUAUCCACUGAUCCACUGCGGUCUCCAACUCACUUCCAGCUCUGGGAAUGAAACCCUGCUGAGACGACCAUCUUCUAGAUCUUUGGCCAGCCAGGCAGUAUGGCCUUGUCAUUCUGCGGCAACGAUCUCAAUGACUCCUACAGCAUCAACAAGGGAGUCCUGAAUAACGGCUGCUUUGUGGAUGCGCUCAACCUUGUUCCACAUGUCUUCUUACUCUUCAUUACCUUCCCUAUCCUCUUCAUUGGUUGGGGCAGUCAGAGCUCGAAGGUGCAAAUCCACCACAACACCUGGCUGCACUUCCCUGGCCAUAAUAUCCGCUGGAUUCUGACCUUCACGUUGCUUUUUGUGCACGUGUGCGAGAUCUCCGAGGGAAUCGUCUCCAACACGGAGAUGAAGUCAAAUCACUUGCACCUUUUUCUACCUGCAUUAAUGGGCUUCAUAGCAGCUACAACAUCAGUGGUGUAUUACCACAAUAUCGAAACCGCCAACUUCCCCAAAUUACUCCUCGCACUGUUCAUCUAUUGGGUGCUGGCGUUCAUCACCAAAAUCAUCAAGCUGUGGAAGUUUGCAGAGGAAGGCGUGGGCAUACAGCAUCUCCGCUUCUGUAUCACGGCUCUGCUUGUGGUGCUGUACGGCCUGCUUAUGGCUGUGGAGAUCAACGUCAUACGGGUCAGGAGGUACGUGUUCUUCACUAACCCUCAGCGAGUGAAACCACCGGAGGACCUGCAGGAUCUGGGUGUGCGCUUCCUCCAGCCUUUCGUUAACCUGCUCUCUAAGGCCACGUACUGGUGGAUGAACCCACUGAUCAUGGGUGCUCACAAGAGGCCCAUCGAGCUGAAGAAGAUCGGCAAGCUGCCCAUCGCCAUGAGGGCUGUGACCAACUACCUGCAUCUGCGGGACGCUUAUGAAGAGCAAAGGGAGACUGCAGAGAAGCUAGACAAGAUGCCAUCCAUCUGGAGGUCCAUGUACCGCGCAUUCGGCCGGCCCAUCCUCCUCAGCAGCACCUUCCGCUACAUUGCCGACCUCCUUGGUUUUGCCGGACCACUCUGCAUUUCUGGAAUUGUAGAGAACCUGAACCCGGAGAAUAAGACUGAAGUCUUCAACAUGACCACGACAGAGGAUCUACCGUUUGGCGUCUACUUUAUGUCCUCUGCGGAGCUGUUCAAAAAGGCGUAUGUCCUGGCCGUGCUUCUCUUCCUGGCUCUGGUGCUCCAGCGUACCUUUUUACAAGCCUCCUACUACGUCACUAUAGAAACAGGCAUCAACCUACGAGGAGCACUGCUGGCAAUGAUCUACAACAAGAUCUUGCGUCUCUCCACCUCCAACAUGUCUAUGGGAGAGAUGACCCUGGGACAGAUCAACAACCUGGUGGCAAUAGAGACCAACCAGCUGAUGUGGUUCCUGUUUCUAUGCCCUAACUUGUGGGCAAUGCCUGUGCAGAUCAUUAUGGGCGUGAUCCUGCUGUAUUAUUUGUUGGGGUCCAGCGCUAUCAUUGGUGCACUGGUCAUUGUGCUGCUGGCCCCCAUUCAGUACCUCAUCGCCACCAAGCUGGCCGACACACAGAAAAGCACACUGGACUACUCGACAGACCGUCUGAAAAAGACCACAGAGAUCCUGAAAGGCAUAAAGCUGCUGAAGCUGUAUGCCUGGGAGAACAUUUUCUGUGAUAGCGUGCUGGAAACCAGGAACAAGGAACUCACCAGCCUCAGGACGUUCGCAUUUUACACGUCCAUGUCCAUCUUCAUGAAUGCGGCCAUCCCCAUUGCUGCGGUGUUAGUGACCUUCGUUACUCACGCAUACAUCAGCGAACCUGAAAAUAGGCUGAGUCCAGCCAGGGCAUUCGCCUCUCUGGCUCUCUUCCACAUCCUGGUCACACCACUCUUCCUGCUUUCCACCGUAGUGCGAUUUGCAGUUAAGGCCCUGGUCAGUGUUCAAAAGCUUGGCGAGUUUCUGCAGAGCGAAGAGAUCGGUGAUGAUAGCUGGACAAACGGAGACAUGGCGGUGGUUUAUGAGAACUACAAGAAAUCCACUGGGGGUACAAAGGUGAUAAAUAGGAAGCAGCCGCUACAUUAUCAAAUGGAUAACUACGAUCAGCCCAUGCGCAGGCAGCUGCGCCCCAGGGAGACCGAGGAUGUCGCCGUGAAGGUGAGCAACGGAUACUUCACAUGGGGGAACAAUAUGUCAACCCUGUCUGACAUCAACAUCUGCAUUCCUUCAGGUCAGAUGACCAUGAUUGUGGGCCAGGUGGGUUGUGGGAAAUCCUCGCUGCUGUUAGCCAUGCUGGGCGAGAUGCAGACUCAGAGUGGGAAAGUCUAUUGGAGCAAUAAGAACAGGUACUCUGUGGCAUACGCAGCUCAGAAGUCUUGGCUGCUAAACGCUACUGUAGAGGAGAACAUCACAUUUGGCACUCCUUUCAACAAGCAGAGAUACAAGACUGUGAUCGAUGCUUGCUCACUGCAGCCAGAUAUUGAUCUCCUUCCCUUCGGGGACCAGACUGAAAUUGGAGAAAGGGGAAUAAAUCUCAGUGGAGGUCAGAGACAGAGGAUCUGUGUGGCCAGAGCUCUGUAUCAGGACACCAACAUUGUUUUUCUGGAUGACCCAUUUUCUGCUCUGGACAUCCAUCUAAGUGACCAUCUGAUGCAGGAGGGCAUUCUCAAGUUCUUGCAGGACGAUAAGCGCACUAUGGUCCUAGUUACACACAAACUGCAGUACCUCAUUCAUGCAGACUGGAUCAUAGCAAUGAAGGAUGGCUCUGUGUUGAGAGAGGGGACACUGAAGGACAUCCAGACACAUGAUGUGGAGCUCUACGAGCACUGGAAGACUCUCAUGAACAGGCAGGACCAGGAGCUGGAGAAGGACACCGAUUUUGAGUGUCAGACUACUCUCGAGAGGAAAACACUGAGAAGAGCCUUCUAUUCAAGAGAAGCCAAGAACCAAAUUGAUGAUGAAGAUGAAGAAGAGCAAGAGGAGGAAGAUGAGGACGACAACAUGUCUACUACCACCAGCCGGCGUUUAAAAAUCCCAUGGAGGGUUUGCUGGUGUUAUUUCUCCUCUGGUGGCUUUCUCUUGGUUUUCAUGAUGGUCGCCUCCAAGCUGGCCAAGCACUCGGUCAUGGUGGCCAUUGAUUACUGGCUGGCAGCAUGGACCUCCUCAAGCCCAAAUAAUAGCAGUGAUUUCAUCACCAACCUGGAUGCCAACGCCACCAACUCCACUCAGGAGUACACGGCCAUGCAAAGUGCUGAGUAUCAAGAUUAUGUGCCAGUGUUCAUUAUUCUCUGUGGAGCAGGGAUAGUCCUCUGUCUUAUCACUUCUCUGACUGUUGAGUUUUUGGGUCUUGCUGCUGCCACUAAUCUGCACCAUAACUUACUCAACAAGAUCAUCCAUGCACCUCUUAGAUUCUUUGACGUUACCCCACUUGGUCAAAUUCUCAACCGUUUCUCUGCAGAUACCAACAUUAUCGAUCAGCACAUUCCUCCAACACUGGAGUCUCUCACUCGAUCCACUCUUCUCUGUCUCUCGGCCAUUGGCGUCAUCGCUUUCGUUACACCGGCUUUCCUUAUCGCCCUGGUGCCCCUCGCGGUGGCCUUCUACUUCAUCCAGAAGUACUUCCGGGUUGCAUCAAAAGAUCUGCAGGACCUAGAUGACUCCACUCAGCUUCCUUUGCUCUGCCAUUUUUCUGAGACUGCAGAAGGCCUCACCACCAUACGAGCGUUCAGGCACGAGGCACGCUUCAGGCAGAGAAUGCUGGAGCUGACUGACACCAACAACAUAGCUUACCUCUUCCUCUCUGCUGCCAACCGGUGGCUAGAAGUCAGAACAGAUUAUUUAGGUGCUGUUAUUGUCCUAACAGCUGCAGUAGCUGCCAUCUGGAUGUCUUCUUAUGGAGUCCAGCCUGGUCUGGUUGGACUGGGUCUAACAUAUGCUCUAACAGUGACUAAUUAUCUGAACUGGGUAGUGAGGAACCUGGCAGAUCUGGAGGUUCAGAUGGCAGCAGUGAAGAAGGUUAAUAGCUUCCUGAGCACAGAGUCCGAGAACUACGAGGGUUCCAUAGAUGUCUCGCAGGUUCCAGAGGACUGGCCUCAGCAUGGUGAAAUUAAAAUCCAGGACUUGUGUGUGAGAUAUGACCCCAUGCUGAAACCUGCUCUUAAACAUGUCAAUGCUUUCAUCAACCCUGGUGAGAAGGUGGGCAUUUGUGGGAGGACAGGCAGUGGAAAGUCCUCGCUGUCUCUGGCCUUUUUCAACAUGGUGGACGUUUUUGAAGGAAAGAUCAUUAUUGAUGGCAUUGAUAUCUGCAAGCUGCCUCUGCAGACUCUGAGAUCCCGGUUGUCCAUCAUUCUUCAGGAUCCAGUGCUGUUCAGUGGCUCCAUCCGUUUUAACCUGGACCCAGAAUGCACCUGUACUGAUGACAGGCUUUGGGAGGCUCUAGAAAUUGCCCAGCUCAAGAAUAUGGUCAAAGCACUCCCAGGAGGACUUGAUGCGGUGGUAACCGAAGGAGGAGAGAACUUCAGCGUGGGCCAGCGGCAGCUCUUCUGCCUCGCCAGAGCCUUUGUUCGUAAGAGCAGCAUCCUGAUCAUGGAUGAGGCCACGGCAUCCAUCGACAUGGCAACGGAGAACAUUUUACAGAAGGUCGUGAUGACGGCGUUUGCUGACCGCACCGUCGUCACCAUAGCACACCGGGUUCACACGAUCCUGACGGCCGAUGUGGUGAUCGUGAUGAAGAGAGGGAACAUACUCGAGUAUGGGAAACCAGAGGCGCUGAUGGAGCAGGAGGACGGCAUGUUCGCCUCCUUCGUCAAAGCAGACAUGUAGACGCACUAUCCAUCAGUACACACCUCCACACACACACACACACACACUGCUGACGUGGAAGGAACGAAGGAAGGAGUUAUUUCUCAUUUUAUAAACAGGCAGAUUUUCCAGUCCGCCUGUGCCUUUGACCUUUUAGCAAUUUUACAUUAUAUAACUGCAGUAUUGUUUCAUGCUUCUUCCCUUUUUUUUUUUUUUUUUUUUUUUUUAAUUUUAAUUUUUUUUACAUUAAGUUGAUGAUAUACUAUAUGUGUGUGUUAAUGUGAGAAAUAGCAGCUAUAUAUAUACUGUUUUAACUGGUACUAACACUGUACGCAGUUGUCAGCACACUUGAGAGCUGACGCAUCCUGUCUGUCUAAUGUGCAUUGCUGAAUUUUACUCUGGAUAAUAAAGGGAGACUUUUCGGCCCACGGAGGCACAAAUUACUAUGCAAAACAUAUUUUUUUGUGUGUGUGUAUCAAGACAUUAUAUCCUAUAUCAUUUUCCUGUAACAAGCAGGACCUGCAUUAUGGCCUGUUGUAAUGAAUUAAGAAUGUGAAUAAGAUCUUGUGCUUCCUGGGGACAGCCAGACCACAGAAAAUAUUUUAUUUACAGUAUAGAGCUGUAUGUUAGUGAGGGUUUUUUUUAUUUUUCCUUUCUAUUACUACAACUGUAGUUGUAUAUUUGUAUUUGUGUUCACUUCUCUUCGCUUUUUAUUCUCUCUUGCGUCUAUGUUCCAAAACGUACAGUGAGUGAUUUUUAGCUGAGAUCUUUCUUUCUGUAGGAUAGCGAGUGUAUACAAGGUGGCUGGACUUAUGAUAUUAUAAGCCUGAGGGUGGCCUGAGCGCUGAGUGAUUUUUAGAUAUGUACAUUUUGGAUAGAAAUUCUUUUUAAACACAUAUUUUUCCCCCCGAGAUCAGAUAAGGAUCCGACGUUCUCGGAGUGGUACGGCUAUGAUUUUUAGUUUUUAUUAUUAUUAUUAUUAUUAUUAUUUUAGUCACGUCAAAUACACUGCUACUCACUGCAUCUUUUCUGACUGCUACUCAUCAUAUGCAAAGUGCACUUGGGGGAGAUGCUCUCUUCUACCCUCUUCCGUAUACGCAAGCUCCUCUCCCGAGAGUAAUGCCAAUCCCGAUCCCAGCCACGGACUCUUCGGAGUUAGAAAAAAAAACCAAAAACAGGCCAUUGGUGUAACUCUGGAAGGUAGCUCUGAGCAGGACUCCACUUAACACCUAGUCACAAUGCCAUCCUAACAUCUUUAGCCCAGCUGCGUCACACCAAUUCACACCUCCGUACUCCAACAACCGUCCUGUGACCUUAACCCCAUAAACCUUGUGCAGAUUUUUUUAUACAGUUUGCACAAUAUUCAGUAACUAGCUUACUGGGUCACUAUUGGGAAACUAAUAGGAAAUGUGUGUAAGACUAUGUCUGGACUCUUUGACUGAUCGUCCAGGGUUUUAACAGGUUUUAUGACAUCAUAAGCGUGAAUCACCACAGAGGUUUAAAUGUCAGACGUUUUCCCACCACUCGGUAGAACUGAUGAGCAGUGAACUUCUUCAUGAUUAGAACAAGUCCAGCUGUUCUGCUUUAUUCCCACUAGACAUAAACUUCACAUUCAACUCUUUCCUAGUGUUUUUUUUUUUCUUAUUUGUUUGUUUGUUGUUGUUUUUAUUUUAUUUUAUCAUCAUUGCUGACAAAACUGAUCUAGCCAAGGGGUCUACGUAACAUGAUCCAUUUGACUACCACAGUUUCUCCCUGAAUUCUAACAGGGACUGCUAUGAUGAUAAUGAGUCUUUAUUAAUCACGUAUACGUUAGAGCACAGUGAAAUUCUUUUCUUCGUAUACCCCAGCAUGUCAGGAAGCUGGGGUCAAAGCCAUGAUACAGCGCCCCCUGGAGCAGAGAGGGUUAAGGGUCUUGCUCAUGGGCCCAACAGUAGCAGCUUGGCAGUGCUGGGGCUUGAACCCCUGACUUUCCGAUCAGUAAUCCAGAGCCUUAACCGCCAAGCCACCACCGCCCCUAGCUAUGUUGCUAUGUUUGAUCAAGUGAAAUUUUAUAGCACUUCUCUGGCUCCUUUUACAGCCAACAGAGUUUUUAUAGGGCAGUGUUUCUUCUUCAUAAAGCAAAAUCACCCCCCCCCCCCCCCCGCUGUAAUAUUUAUCAUACAGUGGUACUGUAUGCCAGAGUCUGCAAAGACACUGAACUCUCAAAGCGUCCAAUCAAUACCGCUUUCACCAAGGAUGUUAGCCUUACUCAUGAGUGUUUCUACGUAUUUUCAUAUGAUGCAUCACGUUGUGCAGAAUCACAGCGUUAAAUACAAUAUUUCUUACAAGCAUUUUGUGCUGAAUUGUCUUAAAAUGUACAUAUGUAAUUACUGUUAGCAGCAUAAACAUUUAACCUUAUACUGUGUGCCUGUGGUUUUUUGUUGCUGUUUUUUUCUUGUUUUGUUUUUUACAAUUGAAUAAAAGCUGGAGUGAAGUCAUUGUA